UAUAAGUUAAAAAAGUUUAUUAAUUUAAAUUGUCACUUGUAUUCCUCAGACACUCAACGUAAUCUUAACUUCAGUCUUUAUUCAUUGUCGGUAUGUUAUAAUAAUGUAAUGUAGUGUACAUAUAAUGUACAGUACCAAGUAAUCACGUGAUCAAAUGGCUCUGUAUUCAGUGGUUCGUUGAUGGACACGCAAGUGUAUUUGGUGGGAUGGUGGGGCCGUCAGAGUUUGUAUCGCGAGCGUGCAGUAGCCUGUGUCGGUUAGCGCACAUUGGCGCAUCAUCACACUGUCAAUAAAAUUUAUAUAUACAUGUAAAUAUAUAUACAUAUAUAUAUAUUAAACAAGUUUUGGUCUAGUAAAAAAUGAUAAAAUUACAAUUAUUUUAUCUAACACUAGUUAGCAAACAAUUUAAAUUUAUUUAAUUUUCGUGGCGGUAAAUCUGAGUGAAUUCAAAUUUAAAUAAUUGUGUGCUAAAAAAAUAAUAAUAAAGAAAGAAAGAAAGGAAAAAAUAAUAUAAUUAGAGUGCAUAAAAAGUGUAAACGACUUGAAAGCUAGAUAGGUAGUGACUUCCGCUCUAGACGGUGGUUGUUUUAACUAUGCAACUUGUUCUCCUGGUCCUGGAGAACUACUUGCGUAGAAAACCCACUAGACUUACUUGUGACGUUUAUUUUUAAAGUUGUGGUAUGCAGUGAACUCGUACUGAUUAUUUUAAAUUAAAUCGUGUUGUUGUUAUUUAAAUAAAUUAUUUUAUUAUAUAUAAAACAAGUAAAACAAAUUGUGCUAACGGUUAAUGUCAUUGAUUGUGUGUGCGCGCCAAAUGAAUUACAAAUUAAAUGACAAAAGUUGGCAUUGAUGAUAUGAUGUGAAUUUUAAAUAUAUACUGGUUUAGUUUAUUUUUAUACGUAUUAUAAAUAAUCGUAAACGGUAUUAAUUAAUAUUAAUUUAUAGUACAGUGUUAUAGUAAAUUAUUAAAUUUUUUAAAAACGUCAAUUGAGGGAUUGAGUAAAGUUUUAAAAAUAAAAUAAUGGAUUAUUAUUUAAACCACGUUCGAGGUCUUUAAGAUGUUGAACGUGUUGAAGAGAGUAGACAAGCAACAAAAUGGGACCCGUUGAGAUCCUAAAGGGAUCCUGGAUCCCAACUACGGAGGCAUGGAUGUCAUCGGGGACGGUGAUGAGCAAACCCUCCAGGCAAUUCUCGGACGGGGCGAUUUUGUAGGAGGAAUUGAUAAUGAGGCGCUGGAUUUUUCUCAACUCGAGGAUUUCAUCAAUAGCGACAGUCCACAACCUGCCACAUAUUUUGCCGAUACACUCGCUCACAAUGAGACAAAUGGAACGACGACGAGUCAUAAUGGACGAGUGGAGACGACGAGCCAGCAACCUCCGGUUAGAUUACCCUCGCCGAUCACCCAGAAUCAUCCGGUACAAUCUGCCUGUCAAACUGGACCGACGCCCAUCCCACCACCAGUUACAACCUACAAGGACCCUCAGACCUACGUUCAUCCACACGCGUUACCAGAGAGUCCACCGGACAGUGGAAGUGAGCCGCCAUAUUCUCCACCGGGUCAUCAUGAGUCCUCCCAACAUGUUCACUCCCCACAUCAAAAGACAGCGUUGCAAGAAAUUUUACUCCAUCAUCAAGGAAACGCUCCGAGCUAUACCUCAAAUUUGUUACCUACAUCCCCAAGAACUUUAGCAGCAUCUGCUGAUCCAUUACUGCUGACUCAUCCGGUUCUGACACCCCUUCUAACACCAACGACACCAACUCUAACAGCUCAACAAACUUUAGGAUCAUCCCACGUGUCUUUACAACAGCAGCAUGAUCACAGUCCCAGUGGUAUUACGACACUGUACUCGUCGCUCCAGUCCGCUCCAAAGAAGCGUAAACACAGUCAGGAUGGACUGAUUCACGUGAAACAGGAACCAGAAUUGGGAAAUGUCGAGCACAGUUGCAGCAGCAGCAGCGCUGUUCUUGACAAUGACGAAGUCAAUGGUGAUAAUUCUUACAUUGACGCGAGUUAUCAAUGCAUUAGAUUCCAUCCAUUUCAACAGACAACGUGGCACGCACUGUGCGAUCAUAAUCUCAAAGAAUUACCGACGCCGCACUAUCGCGUUGACGCUGAUAAAGGAUUUAAUUUUAGUAAUUCGGAUGAUGCAUUUGUUUGUCAGAAAAAAAAUCAUUUUCAAAUCACGUGUCAUGCUCAAUUACAAGGUGAAGCUGUGUUUGUGCGAACUGGAGAAGGUCUUAAAAAAAUAAGCAGUUUUCAAUUACAUUUCUAUGGAGUCAAAGUGGAAUCACCGACUCAAACAAUUAGAGUUGAGCAGAGUCAAAGUGAUCGAAGCAAAAAACCAUUUCAUCCAGUUGUAGCGGGUUUCAGGGUCGAGCUGGGUGGUGAACGUGUGACAAAGGUGACAGUCGGCCGUCUUCACUUCAGCGAAACAACGAGUAAUAAUAUGCGUAAGAAGGGAAAACCGAAUCCUGAUCAGCGAUAUUUCCACUUGGUGGUAGGACUGCACGCUCAUACAUCAGACCAGUCGAGUUACCAGGUAGUGGCACACGCAAGCGAGAGGAUUAUCGUCCGUGCAAGUAAUCCCGGACAAUUUGAAUCAGAAGGUACAGGCGUGAGUACUGAAAGCGGAUGGCAACGUGGCGCAGCACCAGAUACUGUUUAUCAUGCUGGACGUGUUGGUAUAAACACAGAUCGACCGGAUGAGGCUCUUGUAGUUCACGGGAACAUGAAAGUAACUGGACACAUUGUCCAGCCGAGCGAUGCGCGUGCCAAGCAAAAUGUCCAGGAAGUUGACACACGAGAACAAUUGCGCAACGUACAGCAAUUACGGGUCGUACGGUACAGGUAUGCACCAGAGUUUGCUUUGCACUCAGGUCUUGGUAUUAAAGCACAAGAAGAUACCGGUGUAAUAGCUCAAGAAGUUCAGCAAAUUUUGCCCGAAGCGGUUUUACCAGCUGGGGACAUUGUCCUGCCAAAUGGCCAACGUAUUGACAAUUUUCUCGUUGUCAAUAAAGAAAGAAUAUUUAUGGAGAAUGUCGGUGCUGUUAAAGAACUUUGUAAAGUAACAGACAGUCUUGAGACACGUAUUGAUCAACUUGAGAGGAUUAAUAAACGUCUUGCUAAACUAAAACGUGGCGACAGUCUUAAGAGCUCCGUUAGUACAGUGUCAAGUAUUGCUAGCAGUAAAUAUUCAUCAUCAGCUAAACCCAAGAAUAAUAACAAUAAUAAUAGUAACAACAGUACUAAUAAUAAUCAUAAUUCUUUAGCUCACGGGAAACGUGACAAAGACGAGGAUUUAUUGUGCAGUAAUAAAUUUAUCCAAAUAAUAAUUGUUAUUCUUAUUCUCAUAAUGGCAUUUUGUUUAGUCGCAAUGGCGACCUUGUAUUUCCUGGAAUACCAAAAACGCAGUAAUCUUGAAUGGUCAGCAGUUGCUGCCGGUGGUAUGCUUGCCAUAGGAACAGCUCCGACACUACCUACAACUCCGGCUUACGAUUCACGAUUUAAUCCUCUGCUUCACAGUACGAUUUCACCGUUUUACACUCGGCAAGGAUUGUUUACCAAAACUUUAGACGGUCAUGUGACGUCUAAAGACAGCGUGCUAUCAACAAGCGCGCCAAAUACUAAACAACAAUACUAUUCACAAGAAAUAACAUCCUGGUAUCCAUUUGGACACUCGGGUCCACAGGCCAAGUCUGAUAAAAAUAACGAGUUGUCCAACAAUUGGUUGAGACAUGGCGCUGGUCCUGUACCCAGUAUCGUAGAUGAAAAUGAUCAAAAUGCGGAUGUGGAUCCACCGGUGCUAAAUCGCGGGCCGAUUCCUCUAGGCAGACCCGUCGACUGUCCUGCCCAUUACACAGAACUAGAGAACGCGUGUCAAAUUUACUGCUGCACGUCAGAAAUUCAUCAGCUUGAAGAUCCGCAUCCGGAGCAUCCGCCUGAAAAAAAGUCGAUGUCGAUUCAUCUCGAGCAACCUUUGGCUGUACACGAGGAAAAACGUAAAUUAAGCAAAGGAAUGCAGAACGGAAUCAGCCCAGCAGAUUCUAGUACGCAGACUCUUGUCAAGGAUACACAUUUCAAGUACAUGCCGAAAAGGAGCAGAAGAGAAGCUGGGAGCGGAGUCUGGGGUGAAGUUGCCAGCAAUGCCGCGGGUUCAAUACCACCGGAACCGAAACCGCAACUACAUAUCGUCGCUAAAAGUUUCAAUGCCACGUUGGACCAUCGGUACUGCUCAAUAACGUCUGCCAGUACGCCGAAUAAUUUCAGCUGUAAUAUUCCGUUAUCGAAACACAUGCCCGACACGCAUUUAACGCUACAUUUUAUCGGAAUGCCCUGGUACUGGCAAGUCGUACAGCAGUGUCCGGUUACGUCGAGUCUGACAACCGAUGAAACUAUCGCUUGCGGAUGGGGGUACACUCAGCAACGACAGCAGCAACAGCAACCGUAUGUUGAAAACAGUAAUCAGCCUGGUGACCAGGCUUUUGCUAUUGACGUCGCUUUUUAUUUGAGAAAAACUAUUAGAUUUCGGGUGCCUACUGUACAACCUCAUGAGAAUGUAUGCAAAAAUAAUCACGGCGGUGAUUAUCUUGAAUUCACGAUGCACUUUUAUCGUGACUGCGAUGGAUGAACCAAUUCCCAGUGAGCUUGCAGUACGUUUGGAAUUAACACAUAUCAAUUUCCAGGAUUUAUUACUACUAUUGUUUUUUUUUUAAUUAUAAAUUAUUAUUUAUUUAUAAUGAGAUGAUUCAUUAAAAAUAAAAUGACUUUGUUAUUUUUUUAUUAAAAAACUUUGCCGUAAUUUGCUGUAAAUGUGUAAUGAUAAUUCUACGUAUAUGCUAAGCUAACUUUGAUAUAUACAUUGAAGGAAAAAAAAAAGAUAAAAUUCCAGUCGAUGUUAUUCGAUGGUAUUUGGUGAUAAAUUAUUGAUCAAACUGCAUUUUGUGAUCUUGCAUUUGUAUUUAGUCUUGAUAACUGAUUUUAAAAAUACAGAUACAUGCAAGUGCAGUAUUUUGAAUCUCACAGAGAUUUAUUACGUAACUCAUUUUAAAUAAAUUGUAACAUUAAUAAAAUUAUUUAUAAUAUAUUGAUAUUGAUAUUUAUAAAUAUUAAUGACGAUACUCAAGAUUAUUUUAUUUGGCAAUAAUUUUGAGAAUAUCAAUAAAUUAUUGGCAGCUAAAUAAAAAAAAUCCAUUUGAAAAUAAAUAUUUAACGCGACGUAGUGAUACGUAAAUUUUUACUUGAAGCUUAAACUUUUAAAAAAUAUAAAUAAACUAAAAUAAUUAUAUCAUACUGUCAUUAAGUAAAUAGUGUUAUUAAAUUUACUAUCAACUUAUUAAUUAUUCAAGACAAUGAUAAUGAUGAUGAUGAUGUAAUUUACUUAUUAUAUAUAUUUAUAAUUAGAGACAUUUGUAUAUUUUUUCAUGACUAUACAUUUUUUUAUUUUUUUUGUUUUUAUUG
This is a messenger RNA of Microplitis mediator, 5458 nucleotides long. Its product is annotated as myelin regulatory factor-like protein. The record is from RefSeq and is a predicted model, not a curated record. The transcript has 7 exons. Gene Ontology annotation, biological process: protein autoprocessing; positive regulation of DNA-templated transcription. Gene Ontology annotation, molecular function: DNA-binding transcription factor activity; sequence-specific DNA binding. NCBI's taxonomy places the organism in Eukaryota, Metazoa, Arthropoda, Insecta, Hymenoptera, Braconidae. Bases 1146 to 4628 code for a protein of 1160 amino acids. Gene Ontology annotation, cellular component: nucleus; endoplasmic reticulum membrane.